AAAAUGAAGGGAGAUUUCGAUGUGUCAGUUCCAAAGAUUGAAGGUGACACAAAAGCUCCCAAGCUUGACAUUGAAGGACCAGAUAUCGACAUUGAUGGCCACAAAGGAGGCUUUAAAAUGCCUACAUUUAAAUUGCCAUCCUUUGGACUGAAAGGUCCAAACAUUGAAGGGCCAGAAGUUGAUCUAAGCCUCCCGAAAGCUGAUAUUGACAUUAAUGCUCCUCAAGUGGAUAUCAAAGGACCAGAUUUUGACAUUGAGAGUCCAAGUGGUAAAAUCAGAGGACCCAAAUUCAACAUGCCAAGCAUUUCAGGACCAAAACUUUCCAUGCCAGAUGUGGAUUUCAACCUGAAAGGUCCCAAAAUGAAAGGUGAUGUGGAUAUGUCAAUGCCAAAGAUAAAGGGAGGCAUAAAAUCACCUGACGUUGACAUCAAAGGUCCACAGGUUGACAUUGAAGGUCCCUCAGGUGGAUUUGAAAUGCCUAAAAUCAAAAUGCCAUCAUUUGGCUUCACAGGUCCAAAAGUCGAGGUUCCAGAUGUUGAUGUAAACCUUCCCAAAGGUAACAUUGAUGUCCCUGAUGUUAACAUUAAAGGGCCGGACUUUGAUGUUGAAGGCCCUGAUAUAAAAUUGAAAGGAUCCAAAUUCCAAAUGCCAUCAAUAUCAGGACCCAAGCUGCCCGAAUGGGAUUUGAGUCUGAAAGGUCCCAAGAUAAAGGGAGAUAUGGCCACUCCAAAGAUUGAGGGAGACAUGAAAACACCUGAGAUUGAGAUCAAAGGUCCUAACGUCAAUUUUGAAAGUGGACCAAAGGUGAAGUUACCAAAAAUAUCUGGACCGAAAAUAUCAUUUCCAGAUGUUGACGUCAAUCUGAAGGGGCCAAAGUUGAAAGGUGAUUUGAAAGGGGAUAUUCACCUACCAAAAGCUGAAUUUGAGGGUCCAGAUCUUACAAUUGACGUUCCAGAAAUUGGCACAAAGAAAUCUAAAUUCAAAAUGCCAAAGUUUGGUUUCAAGAGCCCAAAGAUGAAGGCACCAGAAACUGAUGUGGAAAUGGUAAAAGGCGAUAUCAGCAUCAAAGGGAAGACUGGUAGCUCUGAACAUCUUGAUCUUGACCUUGGGUUGACUGGUUCGAAAACUAAAGGAUCAAAAUUCAAGAUGCCAAAAUUUGGUUUCAAAGCCCCAAAGGUUGAAAUGCCAGAAGUUGACAUUAAUCUUCCCAAAGCUGGCAUUGACAUAAAGAGUCCCAAUGUCGACAUUGAAAGACGAGGUGUUCAAAUUGAUAUUCCGGAUGUAAAAGUCAAGGGACCAAAACUCAAAAUGCCAACAACCUCAGGACCAAAAAUGUCCAUGCCAGAUGUAGAUUUCAAUCUGCAAAGUCCCAAACUCAAAGGUGAUUUGGAUAUGUCACUUCCAGAGAUAGGAGACAUAAAAAUACCGGAAGUUGACAUUAAAGGUCCAAAGGUUGAUGUUGAAGGUCCCAAAGGUGGAUUUGAAAUGCCUAAAAUCAAAAU
Anarrhichthys ocellatus (wolf-eel) is the source of this 1502-nucleotide messenger RNA. RefSeq names its product neuroblast differentiation-associated protein AHNAK-like. Gene Ontology annotation, cellular component: cytoplasm; costamere; nucleus. The record is from RefSeq and is a predicted model, not a curated record. Gene Ontology annotation, biological process: regulation of RNA splicing. The annotation marks the transcript as partial. NCBI's taxonomy places the organism in Eukaryota, Metazoa, Chordata, Actinopteri, Perciformes, Anarhichadidae. The transcript has a single exon.